AUUGAACCUCAAGAUAACUUUCAAAAAUUUUUUUUUUCCUGUUUCUUAGCAACCCGAACACGUGAUAAACACACGUGACAAGCACAUGCAAAAAGAACGUGACUAAAUAUUUUACUCAUCUCUUUUCUUCAAAAUAUUAUCAAUAUAAAAGUAUUUCAUAAUAGUCGUAGUAAAAGAUAUAGAUCAAAAUAUAAAUAAAACCAGAUGAGACAAAAGAGAGCCAAGUCGUAUAAGAAGCAAAUAAAUGUAUAUGUGCAUACAUUUAAAUUCAGAGAACCAUUCCAAACAAUUGUUGAUUCUGAAUUAAUUCUCACAUGUCAAAAGGCAUCAUUUGAUAUUGUAAAAGGAUUAAACCGUACAGUUCAAUCUGAAACGAAACCGAUGAUUACCCAAUGUUGUAUGCAAGCUCUUUAUAGUUCAGGAAACCAAGAAGCUAUUAGUAUUGCCAAAGGGUUCGAAAGAAGACGUUGCAACCAUCAACCAUCAAGUCCUGAAGAACCUGCUGCAUGUAUCGAAUCGAUUGUUGCUAUCGAUGGGGAAAACAAGCAUAGAUACAUUGUAGCAUCACAAGAGCAUGAACUCCGUAAGACACUUAGAAAGAUACCAGGGGUACCACUCAUUUUCAUGAAUAGAUCGGUAAUGGUAAUGGAACCUCUUUCAUAUGCAAGUGCUAAAUUUUCAGAAAAUUUCGAAUCAAAGAAACUUACUCAAGGUUUAAAUAAUACUAAGAAAGUUAAACCAAAUAAUCAAUCUAAUGAUAAACCAUUAAUACAAGUCACAACUGAAGGUGCUAAAAAACGUAAGGGACCCAAGGCCCCUAACCCACUUAGUAUGAAGAAGAAAAAAGUUGAACCUUCAACUAAUAAUAAAAUUUCUAAACCAGAAACCAAGAGAAGAAGAAAGCAUCGUACAAAUAACGAUUCAAAUGAAUCAAAGGCUCAAGAAUCAUCAACCAAUGCUUAAUACACCUAUAUAGAAUAGCAAU
[Candida] anglica is the source of this 985-nucleotide messenger RNA. NCBI's taxonomy places the organism in Eukaryota, Fungi, Ascomycota, Pichiomycetes, Serinales, Debaryomycetaceae. The record is from the annotation of a GenBank genome assembly.